Messenger RNA from Enterobius vermicularis (human pinworm), 1503 nucleotides. Lineage: Eukaryota; Metazoa; Nematoda; Chromadorea; Rhabditida; Oxyuridae. The record is from the annotation of a GenBank genome assembly.
GCCCCCGUGGAUACUCCGGUUGCUGCGGCACACAGCAAGCCUCUUGCUGCCUCCGCCAACAAUGUCCGGGCGGAUUGCCAUCCACCGGCCGGUCGUGCUUUCGUUCGUGCCCAACCGGACAAGUUUUGUCCAAGCGGUGGUCAACCGUAUGGAUCAUGCAUUAAUGGAUACUGUUCGCCGGGAUAUCAGUGUAUCCAGUCAACUGGUAUGUGCUGUCCAGUCGCUCAACAGACCUACAUACAGAGCUGUCCAAUGGGUGGUACCGCAAUGGGCAAUUGUGUUAGCGGUUCUUGCAGCCAGGGUUACACAUGUAUACGAUCAAUUAAUCUCUGUUGCCCAUCGACAACGACCAAUCCGUUUGUUUGCCCUGAUGGAACUCAAGCUGUUGGAGGUUGUAUAAAUGGUCAAUGUGGAACCGGAUUUGUAUGCGUAAAUGGCCUAUGUUGUAACAACACUUCACAAAGCCCUCGAUGCUUGGAUGGCAGUCAAGCUGUCGGUGCAUGUAUUAAUGGUAGAUGUGGUACCGGUUAUGUAUGCACCACAGGAAAUAUCUGUUGUCCAUCAAGUCUUCUCGCAGCAACUUGUCCUGGCAAUCUACCAUCAGUUGGUCCUUGCGUUAACGGUGCUUGUCCUGGUGGAUACAGCUGCACUGCCAGUAACAUUUGUUGUCCAGCAACUUUCUCGUCAUUCUCCUGUGAACCAAACGCUGCUCGAAUUGGAUCAUGUAUUCAUGGUGCAUGUGCUCCUGGCUUAUCAUGCGAUACAAGUAUUGACCAGUGUUGCCCGACCGGAGCAGUUUUGGACGAAUGUGUCCCAAAUGCAGCGGGUGAAAAUAUUUGCCCAACUGGUUAUGUCUGCUAUCCGUCGGCUACUGAAGCUGCUCAUCUUGGAGUCACGCAGAUGUGUUAUGAAACUUGUAACGGCAAUCAAGCACUCGAAAUUGGACCUGCUUUCAACAAUCAAUGUCCGCCCGGUUCAUCUAAUAUCCUUGGUGUCUGUUGCCAAAUUCCUCGCCUUCACCGUUCUCCAGAAAAAAAAUCUGCAUUAAUGUCCAGUUAUUCUGAACCCCUACCAGGUGUAAUGCAUAUGAACCCACUUGGAAGUUGUCCUGGUGGAUCGGCUGCAGUAAGCGGUUGCAUGAACGGCUUAUGCGGUGCCGGCUUCGAGUGUAUUAACAACCUUUGCUGCGCUGAAGGAGCUAGAAACGCUGUUGUUUUUGCAGCGUCAGCAACACGACCAAUCGGUGCUGCAUGCGAUUAUUCCGAGCAGUGCGUUGGAUUUACAGAAGGUUUGUCAACUUGUGAAAUCGGUAACUGCCGUUGCCUACCGAUUGCGUAUACGCAAGGUAUUGCCUGCGUACGACGAAGAGCCCUCAGUUUCAAAUUCAAUGACGCAGUGCCGGAAGAGAGACCAGAAUCCAACACAACAGAAACAAAUGCGACUACAGAAGCUGCCACAUCGUCGGCGAAAACAACUGAAGAACAGAGGCCAUCCGAAGGCUAA